AAAGGAAAGGGACCGUAAGCAGCUACUCGGGCUAGCUUAGUUUGAGACGCGCAAGUAAUCAACACGAUAAGCAGUGUAAAGUGUCCUGUAAAAAUGUGUAAAGUACAAAUGCUGAGAGCGCUGGUGAAUCAGCGACUAACUGCGGCCGUUGAAGAAAUAUUUGUAGUGUUGGAAAGAACGAUAGCAGAGUACGAGGGGGAACUUUCGCGAACAAAAGAGGAAAACGAGCGACAACGUCAACUACUGGACGCUGUUUUCAAUGAGCAUCAAGAUAGACGGCGCAAAGCAGAUGUCCAGCACAUUAAAGAUGAAGAAGAGGGAGAGCAGACAGAAGGACUGGAGGAGUUCCCAGUGAUUGGUGUCCCUGUGAAGAGUGAAGGUGAUGAAGACAAAUGUGAAAGUGAGGAGAAGAGAGAGGUGGAGCCUCCAAGCGGAAGCUCAACUCAACACAUGACAACAGAAGCUGAUGGAGACCACUGUGGAGGAUCACAAGCAGACAACCUCUUAGCUCCACUCUCAGAAGAUCGUGACGAUGCAACGUCACACUCUCCUGACACUGAUGAUGAAGAUGCUAAAGCUGAUAUGACAUGUCACACUGACAACACACGCCAUAAAUGCUCUCAGUGUGAUAAAUCGUUUAAUGACAGUAGUAAUCUGAAAAGACACAUGAGAAGUCACACAGGAGAGAAACCAUACAUCUGCUCAGUUUGUGGUAAAAGAUUUGCUCACAAGGGAAAUUUGACAACACACACAAGAACGCACACUGGAGAGAAACCAUAUUCUUGUUCAAUGUGCAACACCCAUUUUAGUGACCAUUCAGUAUUGAUUCGACACAUGAGGCGACACACUGGUGAGAAACCUUUCACAUGCUCAGUGUGUGGUAAAGCUUUCCUUGUGAAGGGGUCUCUUACAGCACACACAAGAACACACACCGGAGAGAAACCUUUUAAAUGCUUAAUUUGUGGUAAAAACUUCUCUCAAAAGUCACAUUUGAGAACACACGCAAGAACACACGCUGGGGAGAAAACAUAUUCCUGCUCAGUCUGCAAUGCAUCUUUUGGACUCCGUGCUGCGUUGUUUUGGCAUAUGGCAACCCACAACUAA
Molecule: messenger RNA, 1104 nt
Organism: Dunckerocampus dactyliophorus (ringed pipefish)
Lineage: Eukaryota; Metazoa; Chordata; Actinopteri; Syngnathiformes; Syngnathidae
Product: zinc finger protein 37-like
Exons: 2
Coding region: 94-1104 (336 amino acids)
Biological process (GO): regulation of transcription by RNA polymerase II
Molecular function (GO): DNA-binding transcription factor activity; RNA polymerase II cis-regulatory region sequence-specific DNA binding
Source: RefSeq, a predicted model, not a curated record